GCAUUGAUUUAAUGUAUGAGUUUCUUUAGUGACCAUUGUAAACUUAAAUAUGUAACGAUAUGGAAAAAGAUACAGAGUGAGAAGCCUGUUUUUUUUUUCUUCGUCGUUUUCGGCAGACAUUUGUAGUUUCUAUGCAACAUGCUGACCCACGUGUGGUGUACUUGUUUUUAGGAAUGCGUUAUUGUUAAACUGUUAUGGGUAAGAAUAAAAAGCAUAAAAUUCAGAAAUCAGAAGAAGAGAAAGGCGGAAAAAAUGUCAGUAAAACGAAGCCUAAAAGAGACGACAAAUCAAAGAAACCUGGAGAAGAGGAUCACCUCAAGCACAUUCCCUUCAGGCUUCGGGAGAUAAUGAAGAGCAAAGAGAGAAUGAAAGCCGGAAAACUUAAAAAGCUCAAAAAGGCAACUGCCUCCAACGGUGAGCCAAGGAAAUUCCAGGAUGGAGAUAUACCCGUCCCGCAUUUCAAGAGAAGAAAACUAGAAAGUGAGAAGGCAUAUAUUGGGCGGAUGGAGAACGAGACGAAACACGUUCUGUUCCUCACCAAAAACCAGGUGGACAGAAGACCUGAGCUGGACAUCGACCAGCAGGAGAAGCCUGCAGACAGCGGCAAGUCUGACAAAAAGAAGGAAUAUGCUAAAAUGAGACGCAACAAACUGCAGCAGAAAAAGGUUGAAAAACAACAAACCAAGGAGGAAAAAGAAAUGUUUGUUGAAAAUGUUCCUUUUGGUGAAGUUGCGAUAGCUCCUCCGACGCUAAACAUCAAACCAAGGAAAGCUCAGAACAAGUCUCAGGGAAAGAAGGAGCUGCUCCUCAACUCUCUGUUAGGACAGACAGUCGCCUCCACAGCCAAGCCGUCCAUGGCGAGACAGAGACUGAUGGAGGAGGAGAGGCUGCGAGCCGUGGAGGCCUACCGUCAGCUAAAGAAGCAGAAACAGCAGCAGCUGGAGGCCCGGGCUGGCAGGGUGGGAAAGCCGGUGUCGUGGUCCGACAUGCCCGAUCGCCAGCAGGCGGCUUUGUGAACCGAUGUGUCGGAAAUUCCAAAUAUUUUUCUCAAAGACUGAAACAUUUUAAUUUAGGAUUAAAAUAUAUUUACUUUUGCGAUUGAUCUUAAUUUAAAUAAAACUAUUAUUUCAUCUGGAAAACUCACUUGCUGACCUUUUGAAAUACAUCGGCCUUUUCAAAGUUUACUCAAAAAUCAUCAUUUGCAUUUAUAGCAUAUCCUUAUUUGCAUGUUCCUUCUGAAAUAUUGGCAUUUCCCGUGACGCAAUAUGUUUACAGCUCAUUUAAAUGGAUGAAUGGAUGCUCAGUAGGCGUCAGCUCUCUGUUUCGUCUAUGAAAAUGAGAAAAUAAUUAAAAUAUUUCGUUUGUAAACUUUUUGCUUAAUUAUGCCUUUGUUUCAUUUGAAUUUAAAUUAUUCUGGAUUAUGUCACAUUUGUAGUUGUAUUCCCUUGAUUAAAUAAUUCUCUUUUAA
Messenger RNA from Oryzias melastigma (Indian medaka), 1468 nucleotides. RefSeq names its product coiled-coil domain containing 137 (gene ccdc137). The transcript is spliced from 7 exons. The record is from RefSeq and is a predicted model, not a curated record. Lineage: Eukaryota; Metazoa; Chordata; Actinopteri; Beloniformes; Adrianichthyidae. Bases 195 to 1016 code for a protein of 273 amino acids.